This is a messenger RNA of Saprolegnia parasitica CBS 223.65, 1587 nucleotides long. RefSeq lists its product as hypothetical. The coding region runs from base 1 to 1563 and encodes 520 amino acids. The transcript is spliced from 2 exons. Gene Ontology annotation, molecular function: metal ion binding. NCBI's taxonomy places the organism in Eukaryota, Oomycota, Saprolegniomycetes, Saprolegniales, Saprolegniaceae. The record is from RefSeq and is a predicted model, not a curated record.
AUGGAUCCCACAGUGCGCAGUAGCCUCGUCUCGACCGCGCGGGAAACCAGCGCUACCUUUGUCGCGUUCUGCACGUCGCCCAAGAUUACGAGCGCGUUGACGUACCUCGGCGACGACCGGCGCAUCCAGCUCUACGACGGCCGCGUUCGCGGACGUUAUGUCGCCAAGGCCGUGACGCUGAUGCCUGGGACGGUCCACGACGUGCUCGCGGCGCUAGCCGUCGACUCGACGCCGGCAUUGGCCAAAACGAUGCGCAUGCUGUUUGGAAAGGCGUUUGCUGACGGCAUGACGCUGCACGCGUCUUCCAAGCCCGCGGAAGAGAGCGACGGGGUUCACGUGCACUGGUUGGCGCUACUCGGCGGCCAAAACAUGGGCGACAUGGCCGAGUGCGACGCUGUGCUCGCGUCCCAUACGCAAUACUACGAGCCGGAUGCCACUGACGCGAUGGAGCUCUUGGCGACUCCGACAUUCUCGCCCGCCGUCAUCGCUGGCAGCCACGUGUGGGAGUCGACGACGCUCCUGCGGUCGCUUGAGCCUGUGCCGUCGCGCCACCCGACACCGCGCCUCGACCUCCGCUCGUCGGGUGUCUAUGUCGAGGCAGCGGUGAGCGAUCGUGGACUCAACGAACACGUCGUGCGCGUCACCAUGGUUCUCUCGCUCGCUGGUCUUGUGUCGGGCGCAACGACCGAGCUCAGCCGAGUCGCCCGUCGUGGCACGAUCCAACUCGUGCCCCGGGAAGAGUGGGCGCACUCGCGCGCCUGUGCCCAAUGCGCCGUCACGUUUCGUCUCUUUCGGCGGCGGCAUCACUGCCGCCUUUGCGGUCACGCGGUCUGCGGCACGUGCUCGUGCGCCAUGGACCUUGACUACCCGAUGCUCGCCAACGGCGACGUCGUGCGGCACGCAACCGUGCGCAGCUGCACCCGCUGCGCGUUCGAGAGCCACACACUUGUGCACCGGGGUACGGCGCGCAGCCACAGCGCACCCCUGGACAUGGCCGUGUCCGACCCGACGCCGUCCUCCCGGCGGCGCGUCUGGAGCAUCACCACGGCGCCACUGUCGUCGUCGGCGUCAAGCAGUCGUCUCCAGCGCGGAAGCAGCUCGUACUUUGACUUUUCCGACUCGGAGUGCGGCACACCACUGCACGCCGGUACGCCCAGCCGUCGUCCUUGCCAACCCAUUGCCGAGAUGGGCGGUGAUAGCAGCGUCGGGUACAAGCCUCUGGAUCGCGCGGAACGCAUGCGGCGACGUGCGUCGCCACCAAACAUCAAGCCUCGGAUCAAGCUCAUUGAAGACGACCUGCUGGAAGAGCUCCUUAUGACAGCGUCGCAAAGCAACGACGAAGACGACGGCGGUCUCCGCCUCUCGCAAAUCGAUUUGAGCGUCUCGCCCCUAGCGCCGGACGACGCAUUUCCGAGUCUCUCGAGCCGCGGCGCCGUCGCGCGCCAGCUCGAGAAGCACUUGUCGGAAGACCCGAUUCUCAUCGACUAUGGUGACGCGCUCUCAAGCAAGCGGUACUCGGCGAAGAGUGAGGACAUGAUUUGCCUCCAUACGACGACAGUUUAACUUCUAUUACUUCAAAUAAUACCG